Messenger RNA from Mycena indigotica, 870 nucleotides. Its product is annotated as Zn(2)-C6 fungal-type domain-containing protein. The record is from RefSeq and is a predicted model, not a curated record. The transcript has 3 exons. Bases 1 to 870 code for a protein of 289 amino acids. NCBI's taxonomy places the organism in Eukaryota, Fungi, Basidiomycota, Agaricomycetes, Agaricales, Mycenaceae. Gene Ontology annotation, biological process: regulation of DNA-templated transcription. Gene Ontology annotation, molecular function: zinc ion binding; DNA-binding transcription factor activity, RNA polymerase II-specific.
AUGUCCAAACGAGCGCUCGAAGUAACCAAGGCAAGUGAUGCUGAGCUGUUACGGACAACCUCUCCAGUGCUCAAUCAUCACGGUUGCAGAAGUUCUAAACUUGUCGCCUGCAUAUCUCACGAGAACUUCGAUGUCAUCCAAGGUAUGCACACAUAUAAAGACCUCCUUCCUCGCCCCUCCUUCACCUCAUCCGCAACUUUCACACUCAAAAUGGGUCCCCACCGCUCUCCAGAUCGCUCGACCUUUGACCUACCCUCCGUUUUCACCACUCGCCGCCGAUCAAUCAUUGCAUGCACUAAUUGCCGCAAACGAAAGACUCGGUGCUUCAGUACUGAAGAUUUCCCCGAAAAUCCUUGCGAGAGAUGCGAGGAACGCGGGCUCAAGUGUCGCUACACCACCAUCAACGACCAACGCGACUUAGACGCCGCAAACUCGGCACAUAGUUCCCCUCGACAGACCCCUCCCUUGCUCCUCCUUCAAAACCCUGGCAUUCACCAACCACAAUUCGACUACUCAGUCUAUCAGGAGAAAUAUGGACCGCGAGGCUCCUACCAUCUUCCUCCGUUUCAGCACCAGGUGCCUGAGCCAGCGCUGCACUACCUCCCGUACUUUCCGCCUCCAGACAAUCAUGAUGAAUUCUCUCUUCGGUCGGAUACGGCGAGUAGCUUCAGCGAUGACUCGGAUUCUUCGUUCACUAUGAACCUACGCUUGUGGGACCGAGAUGCAGACCCUUACUCCAGUUCACGACACAGCUGGGAUAUCAACUUGAAGACUGACUUUGAGUUGAAAGAUGGCCACCAGGAAUAUAUUGACUUAAUUGCCACUGCAGGUGCCAAGCCUAGUGUUAGCCAGGUCUUGUCGAUUGUUUAG